AAGAUACCUCACUCGAAGUUCGUAACACAUUGAUGGUGAUUCUUGUUCUUAUUGCCACUGUCACUUUCGACGUCGGAAUCAAUCCGCUGGGUGGUAGUUGGCAGGAUGAUAUUGCUGAAGAUGAAACAGAUUUGAGUCCAAAAAACAGAGAAGAAAGUAAUUAAGGCAAUGGCAACUCUGCUUCAUCAGAGAUUGAGUGAUGCGGCGAAAGCAGGAGAUAUUGACGAGUUGUAUGUCCUGCUCCAAGAAGAUUCAUAUAUUCUUGAUGCCAUUGAUCAGAACCCUUUCACCAGCACUCCAUUACAUGUUGCUGCAAAUGCUGGGCAAGCCUGUUUUGUGGAGGAGAUCACAAACCUGAAGCAUUCCUUUGUUACAAAGCUAAACCAAAGUGGGUAUAGCCCUUUGCACUUGGCUGCAGCUAAUGGGCACUUAGAGGUAGUGAAGCAACUCUUGAAGAUAGAUUCUUGUCUGGGUCAACUCCAUGGAAGAGAGAAGAGGACUCCACUUCAUUGUGCAGCCAUUGCGGGGAGCAUUGAAGCCUUGGAUGAAUUAAUCUUCAAUUGCAACAAUUCUCUUCGGAAGAAGACGAUUCAAAAGGAGACAGCUCUUCACUUGGCCUUGAAACAUGGCCAAUUGGAAACUGCUAAAGCCUUGCUGAGAUGGAUUGAAGAGCUUAAAAUGGAGAGCAUUCUAAGCUGGACUGAUCAAGAAGGCAACACUGUAUUGCACCUUGCAACCUCCUUAAGACAACAUCAGAUAGUGAAAAUGCUGUGCAGUGGCUUUAAGGUUAGAAGGGCUGCAAAUGUGAACGCUAGAAACAACGAUGGUUUGACAGCCUUAGAUUUGGAUGAGUCAGUGAGACACCCAGAUGAAGAACUUGAGGUUCAGAAUAUAUCAAACAUCCUUCACAAAGCUGGAUCCAUUCGAGCUUGUGAUGUGAAGAUCAGCAAGCUUUUUCCUUCCCCACUAGCCAAACAAACAAGACUAGCCAUUCAUCGUCGUCAAAGGAUCUUCCACUACUUCAAUUUCAGGGUCCAUGAAGAUACCUCACUCGAAGUUCGUAACACACUAUUGGUAAUUCUUGUUCUUAUUGCCACCGUCACUUUCGACGUCGGAAUCAACGUUCCGGGUGGUAAUUGGCAGGAUGAUAUUGACGGUCAGCAUCAGGCCGGACAACCAAUUUGGAAGAGUAAGGACAAAGUUGGAUACUUCAUAUUCACGGCAGUCAACUUUUUAGGGUUCGUUAUGUCUUCGGUGAUGAUCUUUAGAUUGGUGGAAGGAUAUCCUUAUAGUGGACCGGUCCAACUGGCCCAAUCGUUAUUGAUUUUUACUUGUAUUUGGUCAACUCCUCUGUUUCCAAAUACGAGUACAGUUAACUAUAUACUCAUCACAGUGGGUAUCAUAGUGACAUUGGCAAUCCUUUGGUUGCAUAGGAAGCCAAGACGGUUCUCCUAGAAACCUCUCGUGGAACAUGGAUGGGUUGGAAGCUUUGGAGGCUUGGAAUUGAACUG
Molecule: messenger RNA, 1511 nt
Organism: Telopea speciosissima
Lineage: Eukaryota; Viridiplantae; Streptophyta; Magnoliopsida; Proteales; Proteaceae
Product: ankyrin repeat-containing protein BDA1-like
Exons: 3
Coding region: 169-1455 (428 amino acids)
Molecular function (GO): protein binding
Source: RefSeq, a predicted model, not a curated record